AUGUCGCGUAAUAUUACUCUUCCUUCAGUUGAAGAAGUUAAUAAAUGGUGGCCAAAUAAUGUUGUUACUUUUCUGGGAUCUAAUAAAAAAAAGCUAUUUCUCAAAGAUGAAGACAUUAAAGUAUUUGAAGAUAACCGUGUUCCUGGACCCGCUUUCCUUAAGUUGAAUGUUGAUAAACUUAUAGCUCAACCAUACAAUCUUCUUGGUGGACCAGCCGAAACAAUUGCAGAGUUGAUUGAUAAAAUUAAGGGCGAAGGGCAGGACGAAGGACCACCGAGAAAACGCCCAAGGUUAAUCAGAGCUCUCGAUGGGGAGCAGGUUUUUGAUGAUUCCAAAUCUAUGACAUGGUUUGACCAGGAAGCAGAAACCAGAAAAGCAUUGUUCCAAGAUUCCCCAAACGUAAUUGUCAAAGGAGGAUAUUCUCCGGGCGAAUCGAAUUUUUUUAAUUUCGUUACAUCAGGCGUUUUUGUGGACAAAUCGCUUUUCAUUAUAGAAUUUAUGAUCUACAGUGAGCGGGCUAUACUUAUUACUCGUCCCCGUCGGUUUGGAAAAUCUACAAACCUUUCAAUGCUUUAUACUUUUCUCAAACCGGUGCCUGAAAUAGAAAAAGAAAAGAAGCUUGCAUUGUUUAAAGACCUUAAGGUUGCUCAAUUCAAUUGGUUUAUGAAGUUGCACUUCGGAAAUUGGCCCAUUAUUUACAUUAAUUUCAAGGAUCUGGAUUAUGAGUCUUGGGAAUCAAUGCUGUGUUCUAUCAAGGACAAAAUAUCGGAACUUUAUAAAGAACAUCGUUAUAUUAUUAAUGAUAAGAAGCUUUAUCCGGAUGAUGAAUCUUUAUUUAUAAAUACUCUUGACAGAACAAUUGGCGAGUCAUAUUUAAUAAACUCUAUCUCCCGUCUAACACGCCAUCUUCAUGAAUACUUUGGCAAAAAAACCAUUAUUCUCAUUGAUGAAUACGACUGGCCGAUGGAACACGCAAAAAACUUUUACGACAGAGCUA
This is a messenger RNA of Cetraspora pellucida, 997 nucleotides long. NCBI's taxonomy places the organism in Eukaryota, Fungi, Glomeromycota, Glomeromycetes, Diversisporales, Gigasporaceae. The record is from the annotation of a GenBank genome assembly.